This is a messenger RNA of Spea bombifrons (plains spadefoot toad), 2394 nucleotides long. RefSeq names its product dishevelled segment polarity protein 1 (gene DVL1). Bases 233 to 2362 code for a protein of 709 amino acids. The transcript has 15 exons. NCBI's taxonomy places the organism in Eukaryota, Metazoa, Chordata, Amphibia, Anura, Pelobatidae. Gene Ontology annotation, molecular function: frizzled binding. Gene Ontology annotation, biological process: intracellular signal transduction; canonical Wnt signaling pathway. Gene Ontology annotation, cellular component: cytosol. The record is from RefSeq and is a predicted model, not a curated record.
AGUACAUUUCUAGAUCAGGAUUGUGCUUAUCCCUUCCUGUUUUGAGAAGCCCUGGAACAUUGUAUUGUGAAAGGCUAUUGAGUGACUGACAAGAGAACACAUCAGGGACUUGGCUUUCGCGUCUCUCCAUGAUUUUGCAAGAAUUCUACGCCUGAACCUGCCAGAUCUUUUCCAAAGGGAGAGCCUUGUCAUUUUGGGGGGGUGUACCCCCCCUCCUGAAAUCACCCUGCUCAUGGCUGAGACUAAAAUCAUCUACCAUAUAGAUGAAGAAGAAACCCCAUAUCUGGUGAAACUGCCUGUUCCUCCCGAAAAAGUGACCUUAGCCGAUUUCAAAAAUGUCCUCAGCAACAGACCUGUCCACAACUACAAAUUCUUCUUUAAAUCCAUGGACCAGGAUUUUGGGGUGGUCAAAGAAGAAAUAUCAGAUGACAACGCCAAGCUCCCGUGCUUCAAUGGCCGAGUGGUGUCCUGGCUGGUUUUGGCAGAAAGCUCGCACUCAGAUGGAGGAUCUCAAAGCACCGAAAGUCGCACAGACCUCCCACCUGCCAUUGAAAGAACCGGGGGCAUCGGAGACUCGCGUCCACCAUCAUUCCACCCGAAUGCUGCCAGUAGUCGAGAUGGACUGGACAAUGAGACUGGCCCGGACUCUGUAGUGAGCCACAGAAGGGACCGACACCGGCGGAGGAACAGAGAGGCCCAUGACGAUGUUCCCAGAAUUAAUGGACACCCCAAACUGGAGAGGAUUCGGGAUGCAGGAGGAUAUGACAGCGCGUCCACCGUGAUGAGCAGUGAAUUAGAGACCAGUAGCUUUGUGGACUCUGAUGAGGAUGAGAACACAAGCAGGUUAAGCAGCUCCACGGAGCAGAGCACAUCUUCCCGGCUUAUCCGCAAACACAAGCGGAGGCGGCGGAAGCACAAAAUGCGUCAGAUCGAUCGGUCGUCAUCUUUGAGCAGCAUCACAGACUCCACCAUGUCCCUGAAUAUUAUCACAGUCACGCUAAAUAUGGAAAAGUACAACUUCUUAGGUAUCAGUAUUGUUGGGCAAAGCAACGACCGCGGGGACGGAGGCAUUUACAUCGGGUCUAUUAUGAAAGGAGGAGCAGUGGCAGCCGAUGGCCGCAUUGAGCCGGGAGACAUGCUACUCCAGGUUAAUGAUGUCAACUUUGAGAACAUGAGCAACGAUGAUGCGGUGAGAGUCCUACGGGAGAUAGUCUCCAAACCGGGGCCAAUUAGUCUAACGGUAGCCAAAUGCUGGGAUCCCACUCCGAGAAGCUACUUCACAAUUCCUCGAGCGGAGCCCGUGAGGCCGAUAGACCCGGCUGCCUGGAUCACUCAUACCUCAGCCCUGACGGGAACGUACCCCCGUUACGGUAUGAGCCCCUCCAUGAGCAUCAUCACAUGCACCAGCUCCUCAUUAACAAGCUCUAUACCCGAGUCGGAAAAACUGGAGGAAUCUCCAUUGUCCGUGAAGAGUGACAUGGCCACCAUAGUGAAAGUAAUGCAGCUGCCAGAUUCCGGCCUGGAGAUCCGGGACCGCAUGUGGCUGAAAAUUACAAUCUCCAAUGCAGUUAUAGGGGCUGAUGUGGUGGACUGGCUGUACACGCGUGUCGAAGGCUUCAAAGAGCGCCGAGAGGCCAGAAAGUAUGCCAGCAGCAUGUUAAAACACGGCUACCUCAGACACACAGUCAACAAAAUCACGUUCUCCGAGCAGUGCUACUACGUAUUCGGUGAUCUAUGUGCUAAUGUGGCAGCGCUGAAUCUGAAUGAUGGCUCCAGUGGUACAUCUGAUCAGGACACUCUUGCCCCCCUCCCGCACCCGGGCGCACCUUGGCCGUUAGGUCAGGGGUAUCCUUACCAGUAUCCUCUAGCGCCACCUUGCUUCCCGCCAACAUAUCAAGAGCCAGGAUUCAGCUACGGCAGCGGAAGUGCGGGGAGCCAGCACAGCGAAGGCAGCAAAAGCAGUGGCUCCAGCCGGAGCAAUCGAGAAGGAAAGAGGUCAUCUGGACGAGAGAAAGACAGAAAGUCCACUGGCAGUGGCAGUGGCAGUGGCUCCGAUCGUGUCGCACACAAUGGAGGAAGCAGAAGCGAGAGGCCUGUAAGCCAACACAGCCAAAGGAGUCACAGCUCAGCGGCCCGAAGCGAACGCAGCCACCGCAGCAGCCAUCAUUCCCACGGUCCUCCAGGGCACCCACCUCUUUAUAGCCUGCCGAAGAUUGGGAGCAAGGUAUAUGGCCCAGGAGGCUCCCAGGUGGGUCCUCCAGUCCGCGAGCUUGGCAGCGUUCCCCCAGAGUUGACCGGAAGCCGACAGUCUUUCCAGAAGGCCAUGGGAAACCCUUGUGAAUUCUUUGUGGACAUCAUGUGACAGUAAAAGUGCCUUCUGUGUCAGACACCACU